AUGCCUAACAGUAAUAGCAGUAAACGUAGUCGCUCAGCAUCUGUUGAGAAUAUAACAUAUAAUGAAGCUCUAUCGAAGCGGUCUCGUAUUGACCAUAAAGAUAUGCACCAUCAUGACAACAGCCACACUAACAAUGAGAGUCUAUUGAACGAAUUAUCUGAAGUCUUAAAUACUAUUAAAUCGACACCAUCUUCGGGCGAGAUCUCUGCAGAAGUGAUGGAAACCUUCAAAAUAUUAUUACUAGAAAUAGAUCAAUUGAGCUCGGAUGAUGCAGAAGCAAGACGUAUGAAACAAGAAAGUGAAGAUUGCCUAGAAUCUUGGUUUGAUGACCUACUAGCUCGUUGUGAAGCUGAGGGCGAAUUGAAUCUUGAAGAUUUAGAUGCUUUCAUAAUUGAAAGCAGUGGGGACGAUGAAGACGGCGGAGAAAGCGAUGCUAUUGCAAUUGCUAUGGCAAGCGCUGCUGCUGACGAUGUUGAAGAUGAAGAAGAGGAUGAGCUCAUUAUUGUCGAUGACGAUUCUGAAGUUGGCGGGUCUCAAGUACUUGCCGUUUUAUAA
Molecule: messenger RNA, 555 nt
Organism: Mycotypha africana
Lineage: Eukaryota; Fungi; Mucoromycota; Mucoromycetes; Mucorales; Mycotyphaceae
Exons: 1
Coding region: 1-555 (184 amino acids)
Source: RefSeq, a predicted model, not a curated record